ACAUUGCCCCCCCCCCCAGUCAAAACGUGAGCUUUUCACAAAAUUAACUUUUCACAAAAUUUUUGUCAAAAUAAGUGUCCUAAAUCCAGUGAGAAAACAGGAUUUGGGGGUUCCCUAGGCUUAGCUCCUAGUUUCUUGCCCCCCCCCCCCUACAAUAAAAAUUCCUUUGACGAGGACUUGCCUAUCUCAUAGAGGAUUUUCCCAGUAUGCCUCAGGGACCCAACCGAAUGAUUUUUUUUUUAUUACCAGGCUGUGUGCCUCUUCUCGAGGUCCAUUUAAUUACAGAAUUGUUUGCUUUGUCCUUCAUUUUCAGAUAUUCCAGUGCCUCAGUGAGGCCAUGGGAGACAUGGGGUACGACCGGCCGGCGGAGGUUUGCCGAACCAAGUUAAAAACGCUCCGGCUGCGUUUCAACAGCGUCGCCCGGGCCCGGGCACGCUCGGGAGCGGGCAGUGGAGAAGACAUGCCGCACCAAGAUCUGCUACAGGAGCUACUUGGUGGCCGACCGGUCGCCACCAGCACCGGCUCUACCAUGGAUCUUGGGAUCCCGCAAGCAGAUCCUCCACUGCCCGAAGACAACGUCGUCUCCUUCCGGGGAGAAGCCGUGGACGCCAAUACCGACGACAUAUCCACCGUCGCGGGCGACGCGGAGCUGCAACAACUUUACGAGGACCUCUUUGAGGCUGGCACGCCUCAGACCCUGCCCGCCUCCGCCGCCCGCCCGACCGCCGCUCGCCUGCCCGCCUCUGCCGCGCCUCAGACCUUGCCCGCCUCCGCCGCCCGCCCGACCGCCGCUCGCCUGCCCGCCUCUGCCGCGCCUCAGACCCCGCCCGCCUCCGCCGCCCGCCCGAUCGCCUCCGCCGCCCGCCCGCCCGCCUCCGCCGCCCGCCCGCCCGCCUCCGCCGCCCGCCCGAUCGCCUUUGCCGCCCGCCCGACCACCUCUGCCGUUCGCCCGCCCGCCUCUGCCGCCCUCCCGACCACCUCUACCCUGAGCCCUACCCCGUCUUCCACCGCACGCCCCGGUCCAUCUACUUGCGUUCCGCACUCAGCUUCCGACCUGCUCCAAAGCCCGCGCUCCUCUCAAUCAGACAACUCUCUGCCACACCUCCAUGACAUUCCUGACGACCAAUCCGUAUCGAGCCACCAGUCCUCUCUGUCGCCCCCCGCUCCUCGCUCCGUUCCUGAAUCCCGUAAUCGCACCACCUCCUCCUCCUCCUCCUCAACCACUUCCAGCACCCGAAGCCGCCACCCCACCCGCCUUACGCCCGCACAACCAGCUCCGCCAGCCGACGACGGCCUCAGCGGCACCGAGAGGGCCGCUCGGCAGCGGCAGGCCAGGCGCCGCAGCGCGACCGGCUACCGGGACCGGGUGCUGUCCGCCCUGGAGGCCUCCCAGGAGGAGGACCGCCGGGCGGCGGCGCGGGAGGAGGCACGCGACGAGCGGGAGGACCGCGUGCUGGACGCCCUCCUGGAGGAGAUGCGGGCCGGCACCAACCUGCUCCGCGAGGCGGUCGGCGUGAUGCGCGACAUGGCCGCUGCGUCGGCCCGCCGGGCGCACCGUCGCCGUUCGCGGUCGCGUUCACCUAUGUAAAUAUGAAUAUAUGUGUUAUCGCACAGUGGAAACUCAAAAUAUAAUCAAGAUUUACUUUGUCA
This is a messenger RNA of Amphibalanus amphitrite, 1650 nucleotides long. Its product is annotated as translation initiation factor IF-2-like. The record is from RefSeq and is a predicted model, not a curated record. The transcript is spliced from 2 exons. NCBI's taxonomy places the organism in Eukaryota, Metazoa, Arthropoda, Thecostraca, Balanomorpha, Balanidae. The coding region runs from base 338 to 1588 and encodes 416 amino acids.